UAGAUGACCAUCUUGGGCAAGGACAAUGACGAUGAAUAAUAAGGAGCAAUUGGAGGACAAUGCUGUGCCUGAGCAGGCGCCGCUGAAGCAAAAGGAAGGAAAAGUGAGUCGCUGGAUCACGCUUCUGUCCGUCGCUGUCCUCUUAUUGUCACUCAGAGCUUGGAAUCCAAAAGCAUUCUUUACGUUGCCGGCGAACUACUACAUCAGAGCAUGGUACCUUCCAACAGAAAUACUGGACCAUUACAUUGAAAACAUACUCAGCGACGUCAGCUUUGUUGUGCCCGUGUAUUUCGAGUCUACACUGUUAUUUCCAGAUCUCGGGGAGGCAGUGGACAUCCAGGUGGAUUCCCGAAUGCAUAAUGAGUUCUUCAGUUUGUUGAACUACACGUUGCAACUGAUACCCGGCACUAAUUCAGAAUACCAGAAUGGUGCCUACCCUAAAGAUGAUGUUUUUGUUAACUGCUUGUUGAGCAAGGAUAAUGCGAUACAUGUAGACGGGGCCGAAAGCUACGCCGAGCUCUACUUCAACUUGGAAGGUGUGGACGCCAAUGACGUACCCUUCUUCAUGACACAGCUACUAGUGGAUCAUUGCUUCCGAGACGAAGUGCAGAAAUAUGCCCCCGACAACUUCUACAAGCUCGACAGCACCACUACAGGGCAGAAGCAGGACAGCGGGUUGCAGGACGAAGGAAAGUUUCACCUCGUGCAUGCCGAUUUCAUGUCGAGCAACAUACUAGCUGCCCUUUUGAGGAGCGGCAGCCACAAGAUAAAGGUUCGAGCCGAAAUCCACGUGGUUGGAACAACGGUGUUUUCGAUUGAUAUGGAGAAAGCUAUUGAAGAGUACAUGCAGCCUUUAUUUGAGAUGCUAUCGGACUUUUUCGACUUAGACAUCGUCGUGCACAACUUAGGCAUGGAGGACUCGACACCACACGAACGUUUGAACCAGACAGGCGAUUUACUGUUUCCUUCUGAACUCGUUAAUCUUCCCGUGAUAUGGGACCUUUACCAGCGGACAAAGCUCGAAUCUGCGCAAACGGAUACCAUUUGCGUGAACAUGCUCUUCUACCCGUUCUUCCAGGGUGGAGAGCUUAUCAAAGAAAUCUCUAUCGACGCUUCACCCAUCUACUCGGACCAUGAAAACACGUACCUUACUGUCGAGGAAUGGGGCUCCAUUUACUUUUCUCACAUACUCUAUGAUAGCUCCAAGUCCGUGAGCAAGCAGCAUUUAAAGGACUGCGUGUGGUCCUUCAAUGAGAAUCUCCUCGACGCGUUGGGAGUGCCCAACGGGAACAUGGCCCCCGCUGUCCGUACCAAGAUAUUCAAGCGGUACAUGGUUAUGCAGUAUUUUACAUACUACUCCUCGUUGCUCAACGAGCUUCGGAACAUUAUCUCCUGGAACACUAUCUCCGAGGCCGCUAACUUCAGCCCGGCGAAAACCAGACAGUUCGCUGAGGCAUUUGCUAAGAGUCUACAAGAGAGAAAACGGGCGUUGUACCUGGCCCGGUCUGGCGACUUGUCAGCUUCCAUUGCCGCCUGCCGCAUGAUGGUCGACAUCCUGCAAGAGACCCUCCACUCCUGAUAGAUGUAUAUACACACAUAUGUAGCAUACCAACUUGCGUGUAUAGCAAAUAGAGACAGCGCGAUUGGUCUGUCGGGAAAAAGAAAGUGAAUAUUUUUGAUGUCUAGAUGGAAAGUACCGGUAUGAAGAUGCUGGGGAAGUCGAAAAGUUCUCGUAGUGCAGGAUCAGCAGCAGUAGGAGACUAAGGAGCAAAAUGUCGGCUAAUGGAACAACAAAAAAGAUUGUGGCCCUUUUGCAGCAGCUGCCUGCAGACAAAGUGAAGCACUAUGCUUCUUUCAAGUACACGCAAAUUGAGAGGUUCUGCAACAUCGGCGGCAUACCCGUUCCGAAGGCAGUGAAGGAGGAGCAGGCAGCAGAGGACAAGAAGAAGCAGGUGUUGAUCAAGAUUGACGCUGCAAAGUUGAAAAGAAUGAUUUUUUCCGAGAAGGAGGAGCAACCGGACUACCAGAAAAACCUUUUCAACGAGGAC
Messenger RNA from Pichia membranifaciens NRRL Y-2026, 2048 nucleotides. RefSeq lists its product as hypothetical. NCBI's taxonomy places the organism in Eukaryota, Fungi, Ascomycota, Pichiomycetes, Pichiales, Pichiaceae. Gene Ontology annotation, cellular component: GPI-anchor transamidase complex. The record is from RefSeq and is a predicted model, not a curated record. Bases 26 to 1579 code for a protein of 517 amino acids. Gene Ontology annotation, biological process: attachment of GPI anchor to protein. The transcript has a single exon.